UACUGUCUGCUCAAAGUAAACCAUUCUCCGUCUUGUUUUCACAUUUCUCUAUAUAUCUAUCUCAGAUUUGAUCAUUCUUCUUCAUCUUCUUGUUUGAUUUCACAUUUACAAGAAAGCUUGGGGAAGAACACGCACAACAUUCUCCAGAUCUGAUCUCGUAAAUCACAGAUUUUGAUCUGAAGGAAGAAAAAUCAUCAAAUUUCUCGCUCAUGUGUUCUCUUUUUCGUUCUUGAUAAUUUCUUCCGCUACAAGAAACCGAGUUAUGAUGCAUAACCCUUCCCCAUGGAUAAUCUGUUUCUUGAAAUCUUCAGUCUUCUAAUGUCAUGAAGAGGAGAAAAGUCUAGUAAGUAUAAGGAGUUAUGGAGACUGGUACAAGCACUAGCAACAGCGGAAGCAACAGUAGAAACGAUAGCUAUGAAGCAAUCAAGAAUGGAUCAUGGUUUAAUCAGUUUCGAAAUGGCUGCAAUCCCUGGAUGGCUAGAUAUGCAUACGGUCUGAUAUUCCUAAUCGCUAAUCUACUAGCAUGGGCUGCUCGUGAUUAUGGUCAGCGUGCCUUAACAGAAGUGACAAAAUUCAAGAAUUGUAAAGGUGGAGAGAACUGUCUGGGGACAGAAGGAGUCUUAAGGGUCAGCUUGGGAUGUUUUUUGUUCUAUUUCGUUAUGUUUCUAUCAACACUUGGCACGUCGAAAACGCAUUCAUCAAGAGAUAAAUGGCAUUCGGGAUGGUGGUCUGCUAAGCUUAUCAUGUGGCCUGCCUUAACCAUCAUCCCUUUCUUGCUUCCUUCUACCAUUAUUCGCCUUUACGGAGAGAUUGCCCAUUUUGGUGCAGGGGUAUUUCUGCUCAUACAGCUAAUUAGUGUGAUCAGUUUCAUUACAUGGCUUAAUGAAUGCUAUCAGUCCAAAAAAGACGCAGAAAGAUGCCAUGUCCAUGUGAUGCUACUAGCAACUACUUCAUAUACAGUGUGUAUAGUUGGGUUAAUUUUGAUGUAUAUAUGGUACGCGCCGGAUUCUUCAUGCCUUCUCAAUAUAUUCUUCAUAACUUGGACGUUGUUCCUCCUCCAACUCAUGACAAGCAUUGCUCUUCACCCUAAAGUGAAUGCUGGAUACUUGACUCCGGCUCUUAUGGGACUCUAUAUUGUGUUUAUCUGCUGGUGCGCUAUUCGAAGUGAACCAGUGGGAGAAAGCUGCAACAGAAAAUCAGCAGAGUCAAACAGAACGGACUGGCUUACCAUUAUUAGCUUCGUGGUUGCGUUACUUGCAAUGGUUAUUGCGACAUUUUCAACGGGAAUAGACUCUCAAUGUUUCCAAUUCAAGAAAGACGCGAACAGCCAAGGAGAAGAAGUAGAAGAGAAGGAAGAUGAUGUUCCAUAUGGAUAUGGAUUCUUUCAUUUUGUAUUUGCGACAGGAGCAAUGUACUUCGCUAUGCUACUCAUCGGUUGGAACACUCAUCACCCCAUGAAAAAGUGGACGAUUGACGUGGGAUGGACGAGUACUUGGGUAAGAAUUGUCAACGAGUGGCUUGCGGUUUGCGUAUACAUAUGGAUGCUGGUGGCUCCAAUCAUACUGAAGAGCAGAAGACAAAGGACAACUGAGACAUAAGGAGAUAGAGAUAUUUUGGGGAAAUAACAAAGACUGUCGUUUUUGAUAUAUUUUCUCCUUAUGUGGUAUAGAACUACACCGACUAAUUCAUCUACGGCGUGGCGCCCACGAUGGAAGGCAAACCUGCUCUCAUCUAAUAGGUUUGGUAUGAAUAUGGUAUUAGACGAUUAAAGACUCUAAAUUUUCAGAAAUCAAAUCUUUGUAAGUAGAUUUUAUAGGAAACCAAUUACAAAUAUAGUUAAGACAAUUAUUUUAUAUAUAUAUGUGAUCUUAAAAGUUUGGAUUA
Molecule: messenger RNA, 1884 nt
Organism: Brassica oleracea var. oleracea
Lineage: Eukaryota; Viridiplantae; Streptophyta; Magnoliopsida; Brassicales; Brassicaceae
Product: probable serine incorporator
Exons: 12
Coding region: 360-1598 (412 amino acids)
Cellular component (GO): membrane
Source: RefSeq, a predicted model, not a curated record